UUCCGGUCCACAUGUAAACGCCAGAGUGUGACAAACAAGAGGUUGACAGACUGAAAUUAUCUGUGUACAUCUAUCAGAAAAAUACAGUUGAAGCAGUGACUAUUUGCUGUAAACAUGAAGCUGCUCACGCACAACAUGUUGACAUCUCACGUGAAGGGGGUCACGAAAGGAUACCCGCUGCUCAUCAAGGCAACUGAGGUGAAGAUGAAUGAGGUGGAGUUCAACCCCCAGUUUGUCAGCCGUAUGAUCCCCAAACUGGAGUGGAGCGUUCUGGUCAAGGCUGCUGAGGAGUUGGGUCAACGGCAAGACCUGCCGGGUGAGCUGGUGGCAGAUUAUGAGAAAGACACUGAGUUCCUGAAGAAGGUGCACAAAGUACUUUUAGAGGUGGAGGUGAUAGAAGGCUGCCUGCAGUGCCCCGAAUCAGGACGAGAGUUCCCGAUUUCCAGAGGAAUCCCCAACAUGCUUCUGAACGAAGACGAGGUGUAGACGGCACCAAACACAACCUCCCCCCUCACUCGGAUGGGACUGUGGGUAUUCAGAGAGAGAGAAGAGAGAGAGGCUGGACCCUGGUUUAAGUUGGCACCGUUAGAGAACCGGCCACACUGUUUGGUUGAUUGCAGUUAUGACAUUUAAGUGGUCGAUGCUGCCAAUGGAGGAAAAAGAUUUGAAGUAUAACAGAUGGAAAUGUUCCCCGAGAGUAACCCCCAGUGGUUUUAUCUGUAUUUAUUUUUGUAUGUUUUUGGGCUCCUUCUUUUUCAAUAAAACUGUCUUAAUUUCCAUAA
Messenger RNA from Chelmon rostratus (copperband butterflyfish), 782 nucleotides. It is a transcript of the gene trmt112, whose product is annotated as tRNA methyltransferase activator subunit 11-2. The transcript is spliced from 4 exons. The coding region runs from base 115 to 486 and encodes 123 amino acids. Lineage: Eukaryota; Metazoa; Chordata; Actinopteri; Chaetodontiformes; Chaetodontidae. The record is from RefSeq and is a predicted model, not a curated record. Gene Ontology annotation, biological process: rRNA (guanine-N7)-methylation; peptidyl-glutamine methylation; tRNA methylation. Gene Ontology annotation, molecular function: protein heterodimerization activity.